UAUUGAAAUAAUUUCAGAGCCGUGCUGUGGUUGCUACGACAACCAAUGCUCUCUUGGCUUUCAUCUGGCCAUGUGACAGUGACUUUGACGUCAGCUGGAGGCAGAGUCUGUGGUUUAGUCCACACAGCCAAAGGCUUGUGAGAAUCUGGUGGAUGCUGGACUUAUCUCCCUUGCUGCUGCUGCUGUUUCCCAGGGGCUGCCGAGGCAUGGGCUACUAACGCCUUGCAUUGCUACCGUGGGAGGCUACCGGUUUGCUUUAUGCUCUAAUCAGAUAAAAAUUUUUGACACCAAGAUGGGAAAACAGAACAGCAAACUACGUCCUGAGGUCAUGCAAGAUUUGCUAGAAAGUACAGACUUUACAGAACAUGAGAUCCAGGAGUGGUACAAAGGCUUCUUGAGAGACUGUCCAAGUGGACAUUUAUCUAUGGAGGAGUUUAAGAAAAUAUAUGGGAACUUUUUUCCUUAUGGGGACGCUUCUAAAUUUGCGGAACACGUGUUCCGCACUUUCGAUGCUAACGGCGAUGGAACAAUAGACUUUAGAGAAUUUAUCAUAGCCUUGAGUGUAACAUCUAGAGGUAAACUGGAGCAAAAGCUGAAGUGGGCAUUCAGCAUGUAUGAUCUGGAUGGAAAUGGAUACAUCAGUAAGUCAGAAAUGCUGGAGAUAGUGCAGGCAAUCUAUAAGAUGGUUUCUUCAGUAAUGAAGAUGCCAGAAGAUGAGUCAACACCAGAGAAAAGGACAGAGAAAAUCUUCCGUCAGAUGGACACCAAUCGAGAUGGCAAACUCUCUCUGGAAGAGUUCAUCCGAGGGGCCAAGAGUGAUCCAUCCAUAGUCCGUCUCCUUCAGUGUGAUCCUAGCAGUGCAGGGCAAUUCUAAAACAGUUCUUUGGAUGAAUUGUGUAUCUGCUUUUUGUUUUGUUUUUUUGCCAAACAACAUUCAUGGUGGUGUUGCCUCUGUAUGACCAAUUAUGCCUUCUUUUGUGGCAUCUUUUAGCUUCAUUUGUUGUGGAUUAAUUAUAAGAAUGCUGAAUGCUCUUAAUAGUUUGUCCAGAACACAGACAGAAUACUGUUUUAAAUGGACAUUGUGGUGUUAACUUGUUUAGAAGAUUUUAUUUUGUUCAAUUUUCUGUUCUCAAAAGUAAACAAGAAGGAAGAAACCUUCAGCAACACAUUAUUGCCAGAGUUUAGAAUGCUGCUUUAAUAGCUGAAAAUUCACCCACAGCAUCUGAAGCACAAUAGUGGUUGAAGUGCAAAGUGUUACAAGAGGUGCAGUAUUUGAUUUGUACAGUCUUUUUUUAUCCAGCAGGCACAAGUGAAACUACAAGACAGGAUGAGUAAGAAGUGUUAAUACAAUAAAUUAGCAAGUUCUAGCCUACUUCAGUCUCCCUACAAUGCCACGUUGUUUCAAUACUGUGAAAGUUUUUAAGGUGCAUUGAGAAGAGGGGGAAAUGAUCAGCUGUUUUUUAACAGGCUUAUGCUGAUUGAUUUAACAUGGUUUAUCUGGAAAUCAAACACAAUUUAUAAUCCCGAUUAAAACAAAAAAACAGGUGAAUGUCACCUGUUGCCAUUUCGAAUUAGUAAGUGUAAUUGUGUAUAUUACAAACUGAGUAUUGAACACAAAUUUAAGGGAGAUGUGCGUUGAAUGAGAAAUUUUCAGAUUUGUAAUAAAGCAGUUUCUACGCAGGAGACUGGGAGUUGAGCUAAGAAAUAACAUUGUGCAACCUUAAGCAGCUGACGCUGAGACAUGUCCACUGUUAUGAAUGUUCUUGUAUAGACUGGACUUUUUUUUUCUCUCUCUCUCUCUCGACACAUAGAUAAUGUGGUUCCUGUGUCUGCUUCUAAAGGUUGGAGAGCUACUAUCACAAACUGUUUUAAAGCUAGAAUUGUAGAAUUCAUAUUUCAUUUACUUUAGUGGGGUUGAAAGAUCUGUACUGAAACAAGGACAUGGUACGCUUAAUAAUAUAUAAAUGUUUUAAAAAAAUUAGAUGUAAGAGAAAACUGUUGAAUGUUUAUCUUUUCACUUGGAUGCAAAAGGAUUUCUGAAACUUGCUGCUGCAAAAUUAUUUCAUUUGGUCAGGGUCACUAUAUUCCAAGCAGUGUGUACGUUUGGGAUCUCGUAAGGAAUUUGCAAGCACUGCUUUGGCAAAAAAGCUUAGCAACGCGAGGUACUAUGCUGACUGAGUUUGAGAUAACCUGUCAUUUGUUGAGUCUGCUUUGUGAUAUGGUAGGUGAUAUAUCACUACAGUCACUGCCCAAUAUCAGGAACUUGUGAGACUGCUAUAGUAUAAUCAUUGUAUGAGGGGCAAGGGUGAUAUUCAGUUAAGUGACCUUGUAGACACUAAACCCCAACUAGCCUUAAUUUAAAAUAAACUGAGUAAAGUAGGUUAGAUCUGCUGCUGCAAUCUAGUUAAAUGCUGAUUAGCUAUCAGGAAAAAGCAGUAGAAUAUAUUAACAAGUUUUUGCUGAUCACUAGCUAGGAGAACAUAUAUCCAGUAAUUUAGGAAGGAAAAAGAUCCUUGACUUAAUUUUCAAUACCAUUUUUCUCUGUCAUGCUUAACAUAUGGAGCACAGUGAAAAUUAAUUAUAGUUAACAUAGUUAAUAAGUUCUUUCAAAUUUACUAUAAGUGGCAAAGCAAUCCUGAAUAAAAGGUCAUCGGGCCCAUUUCUGUCUCAGAUGACCUAAAGGGCUUAUCCAGAAUCAAUUUCAAUUUAAAGUGGUUACAGAAAUGCCAUUGAUGUCAUUCUCCUGCUAAAUGAGCUAAAAGACUAGACAGAGUUGUGUGUGAGAGACAGACAGAGGCACACACAAGUGCAGGUUCAAUACAUAACUUUUUUUUUUUUAGCUUUUAGCAUAGUCACUGGAAAUACUACAGUGAAAUUUCCUGGUUGGCUGAAAUGGUUUUUGCCUAUUUCCCAUCCCUGUCUUAUCCACACCCCAUUGGAGAUACUAUGCACAAAACAGAACCUUUAAAGCACUUGUGCUCUUCAAGAUAAUUUUCUGUGUUUGUCAGAAAUAGACCUCAGAGAGGCCUUGGCCCUAGAAGAAAUCUGCAGAGCUCUCUUCAUACUGAGUCAAAGGUCAGUUCUCUCCUUACUGCCUGGAGGGUCAGUUUUCAUUUGGACAAAUAUGGCUAGAUCUUUGGUUGUUGUAAAUUGCUGCAUUAAGGUGAAUGGGUCUACACUGAUUUACACCCACUGAGGAUCUGCUCCUUCAUCAAAUAUAAGCAAACAGUGCCACUGUAUCAAAGCCCUUCUUUGGGUCACUUCAUCACAUCCACUAUGUAAGAAAAAUAAAUUGGAAUAUAAAUUUUCUUAGAAAUCUGAAUACACAUUGAAAAAUUCCAAUUCCAGGUAUCAUUGCAGGCUUUUGGAUCAAAAGCAGACAAGCUAGAAAAAUUGACAUUUAUUAAAGCUGAAGUAAAGUAUGCAAAGUGGAUAGCUCCUACAAUUAAUUUUGUUUCUAAUACAGUGAAAGCAGUUGCAUGUGACUGAAACUAUUAAAAUUUUGCCUUUUUUAAGCAGCUGCGUUCCAUCUCUUUUUUUUUUUUUUUUUGUAUUAUGAGAAUCCUUUGGCCCAGAACCUAGUUCCUCAAUUUGGUGUUUGGCUGUUUUUUGACAGAAUCAAUUUGUGUAUUAGUACUUUAAACUAUGUGCUUGAAAAUGCAACCUGUGAUAUGACCCCAGGCCAGUGGAGUUGUAAUUCUUUCCACUGAAAGACUAGGAAUGUAACCCACAGCUGCAGAGGACAUAAAUAACUGGAGAUAUGGUUAUUGUAUAAACAUUUACAAAAUGCAUGAAGAUUAUUCCUUAUUUCUGCCUGCCUUUCACAAUUUAUUUUGUUUCAAAAUAUUUACUGUUCCUGUCUUACUCUGCAAGUAAUAAUUGCAGAUAUUUUUAAAAUAAUCGAUAAUUGAAUUUGUUAAAUGAAUAUCUGCAGUUUAUUGGCUAACAAAACAAACAUAGUACUGGUAUGCAUCAUUUUUUUAUUGUCUUGCUAAUUGUUGUUAUUACCUUCAGUGAUCUCUCAAAAAAAGAAUGACCAAAACAAAAUGUCACAGCAGCGUAGCCAUUUUUAAGGGAAUGAAUUAAAAUAUCUGAAUCUCAGACUGUAGACAGUACAGGCUGCUUGAUAUCACUUACGGUAACUUUGUAGAUAUAUUUUCAAUAAUACUUGUGUAUGUUUGCUAGGUAAACUUGACUGAUCUGGCAUCCAAAAAUGUAUAGUGUUUUGUGUCUAGCAUGUACACCUGGCAACUGUAAAAGUACAUAAAUUAGAGCUCUAUUUACAUGGAAGUCCUAGUGAACAGAAGUGAUGUUAGUUCCUUGCUGGGGGCCUGCCCUUGAAGGAGAGUACCAGUCAUCUGUGUAGACUAACUGGUGCACAGAAGCUAUAGCAGCCAAGCUGUAAAGCCGUUCAGUAUUCACUUUACUGAGCUCUGAAAUUGGGAACUUGAAACAGAGCCCCUAUAAAGCCAGCUAGCAUGCUCUUUUGAGCACUCUGGGUUUGAGGGAAAUGAAGCACAACCCUCUUCCAACAUCUGAAUCCCCAUGAACCCAAAGGAUUUGGAGGUCCUCUGAGACCUUCAGGUAAAGUUGCAGUAUACUUCCUACUAAGCUUCUGACUUUUGAACAUUUCUCACCAUCAUUGUUGAGUUGCCUCAUGUUUCGUUGUUUUCUGUUAUACCAUUUGACCUCGACACUCUCUCAUGUUUAAAUAUCUUAAACGUUAUCGUUGUUUUAGAACAACAGGAAACUAUGUAUAAAACUACUUUAAAUGGAAGAUGUGUAAGUGCACCUUGAAAUCUAUAAGAUGUUCACCUGGAGACAAUUAUACUAUGAUGAUCUAAAAACAUAACUGUUCCCCACACCUUUCUCAGUAUAUCUGUACUUGCUAAUGUGGUACUUGAUGAAGUUCUGUGGCCUGCAAUGUGCAGGACAUCCCACUAGAUGAUCACAAUGGGCCCUUCUGACCUUUAAAGUCUAUGACUCGAUGAGGUAAACCUGAACAUUCAAAGCUAACUUUGUAAGCUCUGAGAUGUGACCCUUUUUCUAAACCAAUGCUUAUUUUGUGAACUCAGGAAAAAGCACAGCAACAUGAGCAGAGCAGCCCAGACAAGGUAAGGGAAACAUCAGUAGCAGAGGCCACCAGCCAGCCAUAAUUCCUAGAUGUUUCAUAUUGCAGCCUGGUGUACUAACACAAAAGUAGGGUGUAGUUACACCCUGUGCUGUUGGAAGUAUGACCUUGAGGAUAGGGUCAUUUUUCUAAUGAAUCACUGUUACAAACCACCUUUUCUACAUAACUCUGCUGAUUCAGUUGGUACCUGUGGUGGGUUGGUCUUUUGGCUGCAAGAUGAAGUGUCAGGUGACAGGUGCAAGACCUGCUGGAAGUAAUAUUUUACCCAUUGUUUGCUAAGUAGGGCUUCAAACUACAGAAUAGCAGAUUUAGAUUAAAUCUCAGGAAAAACUUCCUAAGUGUAAGAACAGUAGGGCAAUGGAACAGACAUCUCAGGAGGUUGUGGAAGCUUCUUCAGUGGAGGUUUUCAAAAGCAGGCUGGGUAGCCACCUGUUGUGGAUGGUUUAGCCACAACAAAUCCUGUAUCUUUGUCGGGGAUUAAACUAGAUGACCUUUGUGGUCCCUUCUAACCCUAAGUAUCCUGGAUCUUUCUUUGCUCUGUGUUUUACUGUACAUUUAUACAUUAUUUAACAUAUUUAAAGAAGGGGAAAUUGGUUUUUGUAGACGCUAAGGACACUAUAUAAUUCUAAAAGCAUAAAGAAGCUUUGCAAACACUGGACAAACAACACUCAAGGGUGGAGGGACAAAGGUAGAACAGUAGGUUGGAACCUUAUUGUCUCUACCACCAAAACCAAGUGUAUUUCCAACAAGCUACAGGAUCACAGCAGGUGCUUGUGAGAAGAGUGAGAUAAUUAGUUCUGCUUCUCUACUAUUUUCCCCAUGGUGCAUUAGCACAUUUUUGGUAUAUUUUUGUGUUUUAUACUAGCUGUUUUAAAGACAAAGGGCCCUGCCUUGAAUAUUGUGUUGUCAUUUACACCUGCGCAAACUGAGUGUACACUGCUGCCAGAUCAGAAUUGUAUAGUUCUCCAUUCACUUUGCACAGCUGUAAAUGGCUACCAAGAUGCAAAGCAGUGGAGAAUCAGGCCCAAAGUGUGGUCUUGCACUGAAAUUCGACUAGGCUUGGCAGAAUUUUGAAUUUUUUAAUAUAAUUGUUACUGAUCAGUGCUUAUUUUUAAGGUUUUUUUUCUAU
This is a messenger RNA of Mauremys mutica (yellowpond turtle), 6260 nucleotides long. RefSeq names its product neurocalcin delta (gene NCALD). Bases 293 to 874 code for a protein of 193 amino acids. Lineage: Eukaryota; Metazoa; Chordata; Testudines; Geoemydidae. Gene Ontology annotation, cellular component: cytosol. Gene Ontology annotation, molecular function: calcium ion binding; actin binding; tubulin binding. Gene Ontology annotation, biological process: calcium-mediated signaling. The record is from RefSeq and is a predicted model, not a curated record. The transcript has 4 exons.